This is a messenger RNA of Ostrinia nubilalis (European corn borer), 2006 nucleotides long. RefSeq lists its product as uncharacterized. NCBI's taxonomy places the organism in Eukaryota, Metazoa, Arthropoda, Insecta, Lepidoptera, Crambidae. The record is from RefSeq and is a predicted model, not a curated record. Bases 45 to 362 code for a protein of 105 amino acids. The transcript has 2 exons.
GUCAGUCUUCCGGCGGCACGUUGCGGCGGCAGCGGCUGGACAAGAUGGCGGUGCCGCCGCCUGACGUCACAGUCCUGCACCAGGGUAAUUGCAAUCAGCACCCUCAACUAUCGCAGACACCUUCAAUGGUAAAACAACCGCAGUCCAUCUUAAAAGACCCGUCAAGGCACAAGUACGGCAACCAGUACGGGAGCCCUGUGUCUUCCAGCACCCCACAGAACAGCAACUCCAGUCAAAUACUCACUGUACAAAACCUCACGUCUGACGUGCCACAAUACGGCACCAUCAGGAAAGAAAACAAAAAACAAAACGUGACCAUAGACGAAUCGUACAACAAAAGGAGUGAAACACACGUCGUUUAAGUGUUACAGUGUACAUACUAGAAACAAUUGUAGAUAGAAUCGAAAUAAUUCAUGUGAUACGAACGAUAUAACAGUGCAAUUAGUUAGAAAGUGACUAUUGAGUGAUCAGCCCUGGACUGGACAGCGAAUUGUAAGUAAGGGUGAGUUCACACUCAGAGUGAGUGACACUCGUUGAGUGAGUCACUCACUCACUCACUGUUAUUGUAAAUACCGUAGAUAGUUGUUGACAUUGAGUCACUGACUUUACAACUCGUUAUGAGUGUCACUCUUACCCCUUUAUUAAUAAAAGUUACACCCUAGUUGAACUCUGGCUUAUAUUGACAUUUAGUAUGAAAAUGACAUUUUAAUUCAGGGGUCAUCUUAGUUGUAACUUUUUAUUAAUAAGGGGGAUUGUGUAAAUAUAGCUAGUUAGUUAUUAACAAUGAGUCAAGGGUUCUCUCACUCAAGCUCACAUGGUGUCAAAUCUAUGUUUAGUUGUACUUUUGCCUAAGUCAAAGGAUACUGAGAUGUUGAACUAACUAGAAACUUAAAAUUGAUAAGAAAUUUUAAGAUUGUAGAGAGUUUCUCACAAAAUUGAACUGAGACGAACUCAUUGUGUUUAAAGACUUUUAGUUAGCGAAUGAUUGUCAUUCGGGUGUCCUAAAAUUGUGUCAAUAUUUAGUUGUUUAAUACGUGUAUUGAUAAUUUAGAUAGUCAUGUUUUGACAAUACAAUGCAAUGUUAUUUGUGUGCAAUUAGACUUUUAGUUAUGUGUGAUUGAAUCGCCGAGUCACUCGAGUGACAUUCGCUAUUUCACUCAUUCUGCGAUUGAGUCGCUGAGUCACUCAAGUGAUUGAGACGCCAAAUCACUCAUUUUGCGAUAGAGUCGCCGAGUCAUUCGAGUGACAGUCGCUAAGUCACUCAUUGUGCGAUUGAUUCGCCAAGUCACUCGCUGGUCGCUGUGAGCCACUUACAGUUCGCGAGGUUAUUGUUUGGGCUGAAGUCUGGUUGUACAUUUCGACUGACUUAUCAUUAUUAUUAUUAAUAAUUAUAAUUACAUGUAAUACGAGACAUUACGUCCAAAAGACAUAAAGGAAACACUCAUGUCCAAUCGAAGUAAAUCAUUUUAGAAAUUAUAUUUAGAUAAUAAUAAUUAUAAAAUUUUAUUAUUAAAAAUUAUUUCUCCUUUUUGCUAAAAAUAAAUCGAACGAUUCCCACGAUGGAUCUCUUUAAGUUUUUUCGAUAGAUUAAUGAUUGUUACGGAAUGAUGAAAGUUUCAAUGUUUUAAUGAAUCAUUAUGAAUGAAAUGAUAAAAAUUAUUGGGGAAAUUUUGAAUUAUACCCGUCGGUUAUAACCGUUUGUUUUAAGAUUGUUCUUUGUAAAGGUUUAGAUACAUUUAUUUUCUAAAUGUUGGAAUGCAUUUGUUAUUAAAUAUUCAUUUAAUCACACAAACUGCCAAAUAUUUAGAUUCUUAAUGUCGUUUGGAAGUUUCAAUCUUUUCAAUAUUAUAAUAAAAGUUUUAUAAUGUUAUUUAUAUUAUUUACAGAUUAUUAAUAUAUUCAUUUUUAACAUAAUGCAGGUAAAGUUUCGAAGAAUAAUUAUAAAUAGCGUUAACAUAAGUAAAUACUAUAAAUUCCAAAUGACAAUUUUUGGAUCUAAAUAAAAA